AUGUCAUCCGGCCGCCAACAACAACAGUUGGUAUUCUUCAAUGACCACAGUAUCAUUCCCGAAACCUCAGACGAAGAUAGCUCAAUAGUUGGGAUCAUCUCUGAAUCACCGGGAACCUCAGCUGCUUGGCUCGUGGCUACAUUGAUAGAGAAUAGUCUUCAAGGAAGUGCAAAUCACAUCAAUUCUGAGUUAUCCAAAAGACGUAUCAAAUCUCCUACUUUAUUUAUAUCUUUUAAGCAUGUUGGUGACUUCUAUAAAAAAUUAUGUAAAAGAAAUGGAGUCGAUUUGGCAACUAUAAAAGACUUUCAAUAUGUUGAUUUGUUUACUGAUUUGUUCACCAAACAUAUACCCUCUGGUACUACUACUGCUGCUACUAAUAAGCAUUUAACUAGUAUGUUUGAUAAUGUUAUUGGGGGUAUCAAGUCCACGCCUGUUAUAUUUGUUGAAUACCCGGAAAUCUUACUCACAACCACAGACAUUAGUCCUAACGAACUCUUGGUUCAACUAGACAGAUUGUGCAAGCUUUCUAGUCGUACAUUCGUACUUUUAUCCACCGACAGAACAUUGAUUGACUUUUCCUUGACCGAUUCCAGUGAUCCAGUGUUUAAAGUAUCGGAUUUUAUCUCUAAGCUAUACCAUCGUUCAAACAUCAACAUUUAUUGUCAACCGUUGGCCACAGGAAGAGCAAACGAUCUUACCGGGACACUUUGCAUAUCACGAGGCCCCAAUGUAAUUGAACCCCGUACUCUAAAUGUGGCCUCAAGGGAUUAUUUGUACCAUAUCAAUCGUGAUGGUAACGUUAAACUAUACUUGCGUUAA
Messenger RNA from Lizanozyma spartinae, 819 nucleotides. RefSeq names its product Elongator subunit. Lineage: Eukaryota; Fungi; Ascomycota; Pichiomycetes; Serinales; Debaryomycetaceae. Gene Ontology annotation, biological process: tRNA wobble uridine modification. The transcript has a single exon. The record is from RefSeq and is a predicted model, not a curated record. The coding region runs from base 1 to 819 and encodes 272 amino acids. Gene Ontology annotation, cellular component: elongator holoenzyme complex.